Messenger RNA from Gymnogyps californianus (California condor), 3356 nucleotides. RefSeq names its product importin 5 (gene IPO5). Gene Ontology annotation, biological process: protein import into nucleus. The coding region runs from base 1 to 3297 and encodes 1098 amino acids. Gene Ontology annotation, cellular component: nucleus; cytoplasm. The transcript has 26 exons. NCBI's taxonomy places the organism in Eukaryota, Metazoa, Chordata, Aves, Accipitriformes, Cathartidae. The record is from RefSeq and is a predicted model, not a curated record. Gene Ontology annotation, molecular function: nuclear import signal receptor activity.
AUGGCGGCGACGGCGGAGCAGGAGCAGCAGCAGUUCUACCUUCUGCUGGGCAACCUGCUCAGCCCAGACAAUGCGGUCCGCAAGCAGGCCGAGGAGACGUAUGAGAAUAUUCCAGGUCAAUCUAAGAUCACGUUCCUCCUACAAGCAAUCAGGAAUACUGCUGCUGCUGAGGAGGCUAGACAAAUGGCAGCUGUCCUUCUACGACGUCUUUUGUCUUCUGCUUUUGAAGAAGUUUAUCCAGCUCUUUCACCUGAUGAUCAGACCUCUAUCAAAAGUGGAUUGCUGUUGAUUAUUCAGUUGGAAACGCAGUCCAGUAUGAGGAAAAAAAUCUGUGACAUCGUUGCUGAAUUGGCCAGGAACUUAAUAGAUGAAGAUGGCAACAACCAGUGGCCAGAAGUUCUGAAGUUCUUAUUUGACUCUGUCAGCUCUCAGAACGUGGGACUGCGUGAGGCUGCUCUACAUAUUUUCUGGAAUUUUCCUGGGAUUUUUGGGAAUCAGCAGCAACACUAUUUGGAGGUCAUUAAGAGAAUGCUGGUUCAGUGUAUGCAAGAUCAAGAGCAUCCAUCAAUCAAGACUCUGUCUGCUAGAGCUGCAGCUGCAUUUGUGCUUGCUAAUGAGCACAAUCUUCCUCUUCUUAAACAUUUUGCAGACUUGCUACCUGGAAUCUUGCAGGCUGUAAAUGAUUCCUGCUACCAAAACGAUGAUUCUGUCCUGAAAUCCCUUGUAGAAAUUGCAGAUUCUGUUCCCAAGUAUUUACGACCACAUUUAGAACCUACGUUGCAACUAAGUCUAAAGUUGUGUGCAGAUGCCAGUCUCAGUAACAUGCAGCGUCAGUUGGCGCUUGAAGUAAUUGUGACCUUGUCAGAAACUGCUGCUGCUAUGCUGAGGAGGCAUACAAACAUUGUUGCACAAGCCAUUCCUCAAAUGUUAGCAAUGAUGGUUGACUUGGAAGAAGAUGAAGAUUGGGCAAAUGCAGAUGAGCUUGAAGAUGAUGAUUUUGACAGCAAUGCAGUUGCUGGUGAGAGUGCACUGGACAGGAUGGCAUGUGGCCUUGGAGGAAAACUUGUUUUACCUAUGAUUAAAGAACAUAUUAUGCAAAUGCUUCAGAAUCCUGACUGGAAAUACAGACAUGCUGGCUUGAUGGCACUCUCAGCCAUUGGAGAAGGUUGUCACCAACAGAUGGAGGGAAUUUUAAAUGAGAUAGUUAAUUUUGUUUUGCUAUUCCUUCAGGAUCCUCAUCCAAGAGUAAGAUACGCUGCUUGUAAUGCUAUCGGACAAAUGGCAACUGACUUCGCACCUGGUUUUCAAAAGAAAUUUCAUGAGAAGGUGAUAGCAGCUCUUCUGCAAACCAUGGAGGAUCAAGGCAACCAGCGUGUUCAAGCCCAUGCAGCUGCAGCACUCAUAAACUUCACUGAAGAUUGUCCCAAGUCACUGCUUAUUCCAUAUUUGGAUAAUCUAGUGAAACAUCUUCAUUCCACUAUGGUGAUAAAAUUACAAGAGUUGAUACAGAAAGGCACUAAGCUAGUUUUGGAGCAAGUUGUGACUUCAAUUGCAUCAGUUGCAGAUACAGCAGAGGAGAAGUUUGUUCCCUACUAUGAUUUAUUUAUGCCCUCUUUAAAACACAUUGUUGAGAAUGCUGUUCAGAAGGAAUUAAGACUUUUACGAGGAAAGACUAUUGAAUGCAUCAGCCUAAUUGGUCUUGCUGUUGGGAAAGAAAAGUUUAUGCAGGAUGCAUCAGACGUAAUGCAGCUGUUAUUGAAGACGCAAACAGACUUCAGUGAUCUAGAAGAUGAUGAUCCACAGAUUUCUUACAUGAUCUCAGCAUGGGCCAGAAUGUGUAAAAUUCUUGGAAAGGAAUUUCAGCAGUACCUUCCUGUUGUCAUGGGACCUUUAAUGAAGACUGCAUCCAUUAAACCUGAAGUAGCUCUUUUAGACACACAAGAUAUGGAGAAUAUGAGUGAUGAUGAUGGUUGGGAAUUUGUAAACCUAGGAGAUCAGCAAAGUUUUGGAAUUAAAACUGCAGGCCUUGAAGAAAAAGCAACUGCAUGCCAGAUGCUGGUUUGCUAUGCAAAAGAGCUAAAAGAAGGAUUUGUCGAAUACACAGAGCAAGUUGUAAAGCUGAUGGUUCCUUUGUUGAAGUUCUAUUUCCAUGAUGGUGUUCGAGUGGCAGCAGCAGAGUCGAUGCCCCUCCUUCUUGAAUGUGCUAGAGUUCGUGGGCCGGAGUACCUCACACAGAUGUGGCACUUCAUGUGUGAUGCGCUCAUCAAAGCCAUUGGGACAGAACCAGAUUCAGAUGUUCUCUCAGAAAUAAUGCAUUCUUUUGCAAAGUGCAUUGAGGUAAUGGGAGAUGGAUGCCUUAACAACGAACACUUUGAAGAACUUGGAGGAAUAUUGAAAGGAAAACUAGAAGAGCACUUUAAAAAUCAAGAAUUAAGACAGGUGAAAAGACAAGAUGAAGACUAUGAUGAACAAGUUGAAGAGUCAUUACAAGAUGAAGAUGACAGUGACGUUUAUAUUUUGACUAAAGUAUCGGACAUUUUGCACUCAAUAUUCAGCAGUUAUAAGGAGAAGGUACUGCCGUGGUUUGAAAGGCUACUUCCACUAAUUGUCAACCUAAUUUGUCCACAUAGGCCAUGGCCAGACAGGCAGUGGGGGCUGUGCAUUUUUGACGAUAUUGUAGAGCACUGCAGCCCCUCCUCGUUCAAGUACGCUGAAUACUUCCUGAGGCCAAUGCUACAGUCAAUAUGUGACAACAGCCCAGAGGUUAGGCAAGCAGCUGCCUACGGUGUUGGAGUUAUGGCACAGUUUGGUGGGGACAGCUAUCGUCCUUUUUGCACAGAGGCGCUUCCAUUGCUGGUGAGAGUCAUUCAGUCACCAGAUGCCAAAACCAAAGAGAAUGUCAAUGCAACAGAGAACUGCAUUUCAGCUGUAGGAAAGAUAAUGAAGUUCAAGCCUGACUGUGUAAAUGUUGAAGAAGUCCUGCCACACUGGUUAUCAUGGCUUCCACUUCAUGAAGAUAAGGAAGAAGCUGUUCAUACUUUCAAUUAUCUGUGUGACUUAAUUGAGAGCAACAACCCAGUUGUCCUCGGUCCCAACAACUCCAACCUUCCCAGAAUAUUUGGUAUAAUUGCGGAUGGUGAAAUUCAUGAAGCUAUUAAACAUGAAGAUCCAUGUACCAAGCGGUUGGCUAAUGUUGUUCGCCAAGUGCAGACAUCUGGAGGACUGUGGACAGAAUGCAUAUCACACCUCAAUGCAGAUCAACAGGCAGCCAUACAGGAGCUCCUGAACUCUGCUUGAAGGGCCUUAAUUAUCAUCUGCAAGAAAACUAACUCCAAAUAAACGUUUACCCUAUUGUU